AUGACAAUAAUAGUCCCGCCGGGAGUAUCAGUAAAGCAGCCAAGUCCAAACUGCACCACCACAUGCGGCGGUGUCAACAUCACAUUCCCCUUUGGCACAAGCCCAGAUUGUUAUCUAGACCCGUCUUACCUUAUCGUCUGUAACGACACUCAUUCCAAUUCUUCCCGUCCAUUUCUGAGAACUAACAACGAUAAAAACCGCCAAGUGCUCGAAGUAAUGCCCGGUGGACAAUUGCGUGUCUCAUCAUCACCUGUCGCUAAGAUAUGCUACAACUCGAACGGAGAUCCAAUCGACAAGGACAAUUCAAGUGUGGAGCGAAAACUGCCAAACAAUUUUUAUUUCUCCAAUACGAAAAACAAAAUCAUAGGUGUCGGUUGUGAUACUUGGGCAGUAGCUUCAGGCGACAAUGAUGUAAACUAUAAGUCUGCUUGCGUAUCUCUAUGCAAUACUCCUCAGGAUGUUGUCAAUGGAUCUUGUCAUGGUGUUGGGUGUUGCCAGGCUUCAAUACCCAAACGAGUGAGCUAUUAUAUGCUUGGAAUUGGCAGUUUAACUAAUCACAAGAUGGUUUCGGAAUUUGAUCCGUGCAGCUAUGUUUUUCUUGGAGAAAUUGACGCCUUCAACUUUACAUUAUCCGACAUUAGAGGACUAAGAGAUAGGAAGAGUUUCCCUGUUAUUUUGGAUUGGGCGAUUGGGAAUAGGACUUGUGAAGAAGAAAGAAGGAAUUCUUCGAGUUUCGCUUGCGUCGCGGAACAUAGUGAUUGCAUUGAUUCCACGAAUGGACCUGGCUAUUUCUGUAAUUGCUCUUCUGGGUAUCAAGGAAAUCCUUAUCUUGUUGAUGGUUGUCAAGAUAUUGAUGAAUGCAGUUCUGCUUCAAAUCCCUGUAAUUCGAGCGCAAUAUGCGUCAAUUCAGGGGGGACUUUCUCUUGUUCUUGUUUGAAAGGAUUUGUAGAAGAUGGUUUGAGAAACGGAACAGGCUGCAAACCAAAGGAUCAGUCUAAUGGAUCUACCUUGCUUAUCAUAGCUCUAAGUGUUACUGUUGGCCUGUUAGUCCUGGUAGUUGUAGGCUCAUGGUUAUAUUGGAUUCAAAGGAAAAGAAAGAUCAUAAUGCUUAGGGAAAAUUUCUUUCAGCAAAACGGAGGCUUGUUACUACAACAAAAACUCUCACAGCAUGAAAUGUCACCACGCCAUCAAACGACAAGGAUUUUCACUAUCGAAGAUCUCAAGAAGGCUACGAACAACUAUAGUAAAGACAGAGUUAUCGGGCAAGGAGGAUUCGGAACAGUCUACAAAGGAGUAUUGACCGAUGAAAUAGUCGUUGCCAUUAAGAAAUCUAAGAUAAGCGACGAAAGUCAAACAGAGCAAUUCGUUAAUGAAGUUAUCAUCCUCUCCCAAAUCAAUCAUAAGAACGUGGUGAAGCUUAUAGGAUGCUGUUUAGAGACAGAAGUCCCUACGUUAGUAUACGAGUUCAUCACGAAUGGAACUCUUUCGGAACGCAUUCAUGACAAUGAUUCUGCAUUCCCUUUGCUCACGUGGGAGAUGCGUUUGAAGAUAGCUGCAGAUACUGCAGAAGCACUAGGUUAUUUGCAUUCGGCUGCUUCUAUCCCUGUCAUCCAUAGGGAUAUCAAAUCCGCUAAUAUACUCUUGGAUGACAUGUAUACUGCAAAAGUUUCUGAUUUCGGAGCUUCUAAGCUUGUUCCUGCAGAUCAAACCGAAAUAGCUACUCUUGUUCAAGGCACUUUUGGUUACUUGGAUCCUGAAUAUUUCUUUUCAAACCAAUUAACAGACAAGAGCGAUGUUUAUAGCUUCGGGGUAGUCCUUGUGGAGCUGAUAACCGGCGAAAAGGCAUUAUCUUUUGAGAGACCCGAAAUGCAUAAGAACUUGGCCAUGCAUUUGGAUUGUGCGAUGAAAGAAGGGCGUCUAAUAGAGAUUUUGGAUAGUAAAAUUGUUAAUAAAGAAAGUUUGGAUCAGAUGAGGGAUGUGGCUAAGCUAGCCCAAAGAUGCUUGAGGAUGACCGGGGUCGAAAGGCCUAGCAUGAAAGAAGUGGCUAUGGUGUUGGCGGGGCUAAAGAAAACAGAGAUUCAUCCUUGGGCAGAUGAUCAGUUUAAUUCAUAUACUGAUGAUGAAACCACCGUUCUUAUAGAAGUUGAUAAUAAUGGUGAUCAAAAUUGUUAUUCUGAAAGUACUGCUUAUAAUGACUUGAGAGAUCUUAUGAAUGAACGAUUAGAUGAUGAUGUCAUUUAUAAAUGA
Impatiens glandulifera is the source of this 2247-nucleotide messenger RNA. RefSeq names its product wall-associated receptor kinase 5-like. Bases 1 to 2247 code for a protein of 748 amino acids. Lineage: Eukaryota; Viridiplantae; Streptophyta; Magnoliopsida; Ericales; Balsaminaceae. The transcript has 3 exons. Gene Ontology annotation, biological process: cell surface receptor signaling pathway; protein phosphorylation. The record is from RefSeq and is a predicted model, not a curated record. Gene Ontology annotation, cellular component: plasma membrane. Gene Ontology annotation, molecular function: protein serine/threonine kinase activity; ATP binding; polysaccharide binding.